Molecule: messenger RNA, 2942 nt
Organism: Boleophthalmus pectinirostris (great blue-spotted mudskipper)
Lineage: Eukaryota; Metazoa; Chordata; Actinopteri; Gobiiformes; Gobiidae
Gene: slc30a9
Product: solute carrier family 30 member 9
Exons: 18
Coding region: 249-1961 (570 amino acids)
Biological process (GO): positive regulation of transcription by RNA polymerase II; zinc ion transport; transmembrane transport
Cellular component (GO): nucleus; membrane
Molecular function (GO): monoatomic cation transmembrane transporter activity
Source: RefSeq, a predicted model, not a curated record
UCACGUUGGUCUAAUAUCGCGAGACAAAUGAGGGUAACCCGAAUCACGCUCGGGUCUCACGAGAUGUCCGCAGCGUCACUUGUUUCACAGCAGCGCCGAUGUUUGUAGCACAGAUGGACCACAGACUGUCCGCUUCUGCUGCUGCAAUUUGGCUCAUUGAUUCUGGAAAUUAUCAUGGAUUACGCUGAACACAUUUCGCCAUAAAAAGAAAUCUUUCCCCGUUAAGUAGGAACGCCGCACCCAGAAGGAUGUUUCCGAGCUUGGCACACAGGCCAUGGCAUGUGUUCUGUAGGGUCUCCCUGCACCACAGAUCAUCUCUGUCACACUGGAGCCCAAAGUUCACCCAUUCAAGCUAUGGUUGGCCAAGUGGAGGUAUACAUAGCUGGUGGCUCAGUCAUCCUGACUUCCGUGUUGCAGCUCUAGGACUGAACAAGAUCCAAUACUACUCUACCUCCGGGUCCAGUAAAAAUGACCCUCCCAAAUCUGAACCGGUGGAUGUCAAUGAGAAGGUGGUGGGAGAUUCUGAAAAAUCAGCAGAACCAUCUGCAUUGGGGACGCUGAAACCGGCUCAGCCAUAUCAAGUGAAAGUGCGGGCUGUUUUAAAGAAGAGGGAUUAUGGGGCCAAAUAUACUCAGAACAACUUUAUUACAGCAGUAAGAGCCAUGAAUGAGUUCUGUCUGAAACCAAGUGACUUAGAACAAUUAAGAAAGAUCAGACGGAGAAGUCCCCAUGAUGAUACAGAGGCAUUCACAGUUUUUCUGCGUUCUGACGUGGAGGCAAAAGCACUAGAUGUCUGGGGGAGUCUUGAAGCUUUGGCACGAGAGAGAAAUCUUAGGAAAGAAGUGGAGAGAGAGUAUCAAGAAAAUAUUUUCCGCAAUCAACAGUUGUUGAAGGAAUACAAGGACUUUUGGGGAAACACCAAGCCUCGAUCAGGCAAGAGGACUCCCUUCUUACAAGGCCCAGGGAAAGUUGUAAUGGUUGCCAUUUGUAUAAAUGGGUUGAAUUUCUUCUUCAAACUUUUGGCUUGGGUCUACACUGGAUCAGCAAGUAUGUUCUCAGAAGCCAUCCACUCUCUGGCUGACACCUGCAACCAAGCUCUAUUAGCACUUGGAAUAAGCCAGUCUGUUCGCAACCCAGAUGCUGUGCAUCCGUAUGGCUUCUCCAACAUGCGCUACAUUGCUUCUCUCAUCAGUGGUGUUGGAAUAUUUAUGAUGGGAGCCGGUCUCUCCUGGUACCAUGGCAUCAUGGGGUUGUUGCAUCCAGAACCUAUUGAAUCGUUAUUAUGGGCCUACUGUAUUCUUGCUGGUUCUCUGGUUUCAGAAGGAGCAACAUUACUUGUUGCUGUGAAUGAAAUCAAGAGAAGUGCUCAUCAGCAAGGGGUGUCCUUUUUUGAUUAUGUUAUGCAGAGCCGUGACCCGAGUACAAAUGUGGUUCUGCUGGAGGAUGCUGCUGCUGUACUUGGGGUCAUUCUGGCAGCUGGAAGUAUGGGGCUGACCUCUCUUACAGGUAACCCCACAUAUGAUAGUUUGGGCUCUCUGGGUGUUGGCACGUUGUUGGGCGCUGUGUCAGCAUUUCUCAUCUACACAAACACUGAAGCUCUGCUGGGACGUUCCAUUCAGCCUGAGCGUGUACAAAAGCUUACAGAGUUCUUAGAAAGUGACCCCGCAGUAAGAGGGAUCCAUGACGUGAAAGCCACAGAUAUAGGCUUGAGUAAAGUGCGAUUUAAGGCCGAGGUGGACUUUGAUGGCCGGGUGGUUACUCGAUCAUAUUUGGAAAAACAAGACAUUGACCAAAUACUCAAUGAUAUUCAACAGGUAAAGACUACAGAGGAGCUUGAAAACUUCAUGCUAAAACAUGGUGAGAACAUCAUUGACACAUUAGGAGCUGAAGUGGACCGUUUGGAGAAAGAACUCAAGCAACGUAACCCAGAGGUCCGUCAUGUAGACUUGGAGAUUCUAUGAAAUUAGUGGAAGUUCUCACAACAGAAGACAUUUAGAAAUAAAACAGAAGACAUUGACAAAGAUGAGGAGUGUCAACCGGUGCAAUAUUCCUUUAUCUUGGUCCAUAUAACACUGUAGAGUCAUCAAAUCUAGUGUAAAAACUGACUGUGUUGCUUUCUCUCCCUGCUUCAUGAAGGUAAUGUAUUUUGACUAGACUUGUUGCAUAGUCUGUUGAUCAAUUCUUGAAGUCACAAAGCAGAUAUAGUUCUGUGAGAUCAGUCUCACAGAGAGUAUUUGCAUUUGAAGGUUCAAUUAUACAGUUUGUGUCAGAACUACUAGUUCAUACCCAUACUCAUUGUUUUUAUAAUGGAGCCACGCAUAUAAUGGUACCCUGUUCCUACUAAAGAAACAUAUUUAUUCAGACAAAAUUUUAUUAUAUUAUUAUGGCAAUAAUAGUCCCUUAAAUUAAGCGUUUUUUUAUUACAAACACACCUGGCCUGUUAUUUUACACGCUUCAAAAUGUUGCUACAGUGAGAACAAUAGCAAGUCUGAUUUCUAAUAAUUAUUUGAAUUACACAUGUAAAAAUGUGUGCAACACUCAUCUAUUGAACAUUUUUAAGCACAAUCCAUGGGAAAUCCACAAGCAACAGCAACCCAUUUUUUCACUUCUUAUUUGGCAGCUUAGCACCAGAUGACUGUACUAUCCCAAAGAUAAGGAGAUGAGUAUUAAUAUGAAAACCUUCAAUAACUAGUAGAAAAUAAGUUUCUGUAAUUAAAUCCACGCAUCUUCUCAAAGCCUUGCUAGGAGUGGUUAGGUUGUCUUUACCCUCAAUUACAAAGUGAAAUGACUGGGAUUCAAAUCUUUAUUCAUGAGGAAGGCCAACAUUUCAUCUGUACCCAAAACGAUGUUAAUAAUGUAAUAUUUCAGUGCUUAUUGUGUUUUCACUGCUGAAGAAGGUUGAUUAAAAUCUGAAUAAUUUAAUAAAUUAUUUUGCCAUUUCA